Messenger RNA from Schizosaccharomyces japonicus yFS275, 1370 nucleotides. RefSeq names its product pig-P subunit. Gene Ontology annotation, cellular component: membrane. The transcript has a single exon. Lineage: Eukaryota; Fungi; Ascomycota; Schizosaccharomycetes; Schizosaccharomycetales; Schizosaccharomycetaceae. The record is from RefSeq and is a predicted model, not a curated record. The coding region runs from base 7 to 594 and encodes 195 amino acids.
CUCCAAAUGCGAGACCUUCAGAAUUCAGCAUCAUGUCCGCAUUGCGAAAACAAUGAUUCACAUUACAAUGACGAAUCGCCAAAGCAACACUUUUUUGAUCCCCCGUUUUACGGCCGACCGAUGUUAGUCCCGCCGUCACCAUCACUGGGCACACUUUUACGGACAUGGUCAACAACCCCGGAAAACGAUGGAAUUGACAUUUCUGGUCCGGAUCAAAAGGACUGGGACAUGAUGGUGAAAGUUCCUACUUACGAAUACUACGGAUUUGUCCUGUAUCUAGUGUCGUUAAUAUCGUUUGGACUAUACAUCGUUUGGGCAAUGACACCAGACUGGAUUUUAAAGUCUCUUGAAAUACAUUACUAUCUUUCACGCUGGUGGGCGUUGGCCGUUCCUUCAUGGUUAGUGGUUUUGCUAGUGUUCAUAUACGUUUCACUGAAUCUGCACAACACUGAGGUUCUGACCCGUCCUUUAAGCAGUAUCGAGUGCAUUGUCGACCAAUAUGCAUCUGUUGGCACCGAGGAUGGUGCUUUGAAUGGACGAGUGGUUGACCAGCGGCUUUCUGAAGUCAAUGAGUUGCUUUACCAAAAUGAGUGAGACGAACAUCAUACACCCAAUCGACUUUCCUUCCAUUUUGUUUAUUGUUCCGUGAAACUCGCAGUCUGACUAUUAAGCCACCACUUUCAUUGUCAUUGAUUGACAACCCCUUUCUUUUCCGUCGCUCUUAUCUCACUGUUCUUUUACCAUGCAACUGGAAACCAGUCGUUAAUGGCUCCUAUUGCCUAUGCCUGCCAUGUCUGCAUUUCUUCACUUUUUUUUUCGCUGCAUUUUCUACCCCUCUUUCCAUAAAACAUGAGCCACUCAUUAAUGUCACUGAUACUUUUAAACGAGCAAUUGUAACGUGUCGACGUAAACUGUUCAGUUUGAUCUAAAAGUGCAACAAGAAAAGUACUGGACGGCCCCUUUGAAAAUAAAGGCUCGUUAUAAACAUGCCCAGUUACAGAACUUCACGUGGAGAUAAUAAUUUGUCUCCGCUUAAUUUUAUUGUUGCUAAUAUUACCGAUCACUUAAUUGAUUGGAUUUUUACUUGUUCUUAUACAUCUUUAAACAUUACUAUGUCAAACGAAAAAGAAAAAGAAAUCAAUAGAAAAGAGAAAGCAUGGGACUUUAAACCACCCAUCAUUGCUCCUUAAAAUGAUCGUGAGAAAACGAAAAUAUCUCAGUAGUAUUUUAUUUCUUUGUAAUGAAACUGGCCUUUGUCACAAAGAACACAACCUCGCCAAAGCACAUUUUCGUUAAUACAGAUUUAAGUAAGCCAACUAAAGGUUAUCUAAGCGAAGAUGCUUCCCAAAGAUAACCACCAUAGUCCAUGU